Molecule: messenger RNA, 229 nt
Organism: Funneliformis mosseae
Lineage: Eukaryota; Fungi; Glomeromycota; Glomeromycetes; Glomerales; Glomeraceae
Source: the annotation of a GenBank genome assembly
AUGAGAGAAUUCCCGUCAACGUUAAGAGGAUGGUUCAACUUUAUUCCAAAUAUGAAACCUAUUCCUAAUUUAGUUAUGAAACUAACGCGGUUUACGAGGUAUCUUAUUACUUUAAUAAAGGGUCAAAUGAUUCAAGCUGGGGUAAAUAUUUAUUUGAUGAGAGUCAUUCAAGAUCGAUCAUUUAAACAUUUUAGAAAGAAAGCACGUAGUCAAGCAAGUUUUCCUUACG